Messenger RNA from Pan troglodytes (chimpanzee), 1578 nucleotides. RefSeq names its product N-acetylglucosamine kinase (gene NAGK). The record is from RefSeq and is a predicted model, not a curated record. Lineage: Eukaryota; Metazoa; Chordata; Mammalia; Primates; Hominidae. Bases 411 to 1445 code for a protein of 344 amino acids. The transcript has 10 exons. Gene Ontology annotation, molecular function: N-acetylglucosamine kinase activity.
AGUGCGCACGCGCAACCUAACGCGGGACUGCCAGCAACUUCCGGGCGUUUACAGGCAGGCAGGUCAGUGAUGUGUCCUAAGGGUCCGACCGACCUAGAUACCCCUCUUUGAUUCCUCCUCUUGGGAUUAGUGUCCAUCUCUGGAAGCAGGAUCCAGGAGGACGGGAGGGGCCGCUGCGGACCGCAGUCGCUCCACCUGGAGGAGACACCAGAAGGAAGACAGCCUGAGGGACGCAGCGAUCCCCGGCUCCUACCGGCGCCACGCGCACGCGCACGCGCACGCGCACAGGGAGUCAGCUGGCUGCGCGGGAGGUCACGGGAAGUGGGGCGGUGCCCAGACAGCUGGAGGGAAGGAGGUGUCAGGCGGGGAGAGACGCAAACGGCGGGACCAGCAGCGACGGUAGCAGCAGCAUGGCCGCGAUCUAUGGGGGUGUAGAGGGGGGAGGCACACGAUCCAAGGUCCUUUUAGUCUCAGAGGAUGGGAAGAUCCUGGCAGAAGCAGAUGGACUGAGCACAAACCACUGGCUGAUCGGGACAGACAAGUGUGUGGAGAGGAUCAAUGAGAUGGUGAACAGGGCCAAACGGAAAGCAGGGGUGGAUCCUCUGGUACCGCUGCGAAGCUUGGGCCUAUCUCUGAGCGGUGGGGACCAGGAGGACGCGGGGAGGAUCCUGAUCGAGGAGCUGAGGGACCGAUUUCCCUACCUGAGUGAAAGCUACUUAAUCACCACCGAUGCCGCCGGCUCCAUCGCCACAGCUACACCGGAUGGUGGAGUUGUGCUCAUAUCUGGAACAGGCUCCAACUGCAGGCUCAUCAACCCUGAUGGCUCCGAGAGUGGCUGCGGCGGCUGGGGCCAUAUGAUGGGUGAUGAGGGUUCAGCCUACUGGAUCGCACACCAAGCAGUGAAAAUAGUGUUUGACUCCAUUGACAACCUAGAGGCGGCUCCUCAUGAUAUCGGCUACGUCAAACAGGCCAUGUUCCACUAUUUCCAGGUGCCAGAUCGGCUAGGGAUACUCACUCACCUGUAUAGGGACUUUGAUAAAUGCAGGUUUGCUGGGUUUUGCCGGAAAAUUGCAGAAGGUGCUCAGCAGGGAGACCCCCUUUCCCGCUAUAUCUUCAGGAAGGCUGGGGAGAUGCUGGGCAGACACAUCGUAGCAGUGUUGCCCGAGAUUGACCCGGUCUUGUUCCAGGGCGAGAUUGGACUCCCCAUCCUGUGCGUGGGCUCUGUGUGGAAGAGCUGGGAGCUGCUGAAGGAAGGUUUUCUUUUGGCGCUGACCCAGGGCAGAGAGAUCCAGGCUCAGAACUUCUUCUCCAGCUUCACCCUGAUGAAGCUGAGGCACUCCUCCGCUCUGGGUGGGGCCAGCCUAGGGGCCAGGCACAUCGGGCACCUCCUCCCCAUGGACUAUAGUGCCAAUGCCAUUGCCUUCUAUUCCUACACCUUCUCCUAGGGGGCUGGUCCCGGCUCCACCCCCUCCAAGCUCAGUGGACACUGGGUCUGGAAGGAAGGAGUCUUUUGCUUCCUUUCUCCUUUUUACAAAAACAAACAUAGAAGAAAAUAAAUGCACUUUAUCCACUCCCCAA